This is a messenger RNA of Rotaria socialis, 8391 nucleotides long. Lineage: Eukaryota; Metazoa; Rotifera; Eurotatoria; Philodinida; Philodinidae. The record is from the annotation of a GenBank genome assembly.
AUGAAAAUUAAUAAAAUUCUUCCAAAGCCAGAUUGGCAAAAUUCCAUUAAAAUCAAUAAAGAAAAAAAUAACAAAUUAUUGAUAAAUAACUUAAAAUUCAAUGGUUUUGAAAUAUACAAGCAUUCUUGUCACACAUUAAAUGCUUAUCUGAAAAAUCAAAAUUUGAGUCAAACAUUCGAUUUUUUUUCAGGUUCUCAAAACUAUGAUAAGUUCAGUUACGUUAACCAAGAUGAUUACAUACCAUCGAUGAAGGAAUUUACGGGAAAAUUCAAUUAUACUAUUGAGAUUGCCUUGACUCGUGUAGAAAUUUGGGUUGAAUUAUAUUUAAAUCAAUGGAUUAAUCGUCCAACAAUGUCUCAUAGUGAAGCAAAUCGCUUCGAAACUUUAUUACACUUGUUUGAAGACUAUCAAAGUGCAGCAAUAAGCAAUUAUUAUUCAGUUAAAGAUCCGAUAGGUUAUAGUCGAUUCAUUUUAACAUCGUUGACAAUCAUUCGCGCAAUGAAUCAAAAAUUAGGUAAUGACCCAAGGUUCGAACGAUUAAAAUUACAUUCAAUUGAAAUUCCGAAUCUUAUGGAUCUCUUCGAAUUUUUGGUCUUACCCAAUCGAGAUGAUAUGAAAAGAGCUCAUGAUCUUUAUUGCUAUUUUAGUGAAUUUAGACAAAAACCAUAUCCUGAUAUUUUAACAAAUAUAAAGUCUGAUAAUGCAUUUGGUGUAUGUUUUGCUUCUCAGUCGCUGACGAUGAAGAAAAGCUUACAGGAAAUAAGAGUCCAGGCUGAAUUAGAUAAACAAAAUAAAAUACAGGAAGUCACAGAGGCAAAACGAAGAUAUAAACGACUGAUGGAUUCAAUUAAAGAUCUUUCUUGCACAUGUUCAUAUGAAUACAAUGGUUAUCGAUCCUUUUGGCGUACAUGUGAAAGAUGUAGAACUCAGAAAGAAGCUAACAAUAUUAAAGUAAACAUUUUUGAAUGCCCAAUACCAUCCGAUCGCGUCGAAGCAUUAGCCGUUAUCUUUGAAUUGCAAAUGCCAAUUGAGAUUCGAAUUUAUCGCGAUAUUAUCUGGCAAUUUAUAAACCGUCCUCAUCCACAUCCAUCGCAUAAUAUGUAUGAAUGGCUAAGCGUUCCUCCUCACGCCAGUAAAUUAGGCCCGUUCUACACUGGUCCAAAUAAUAAUAAAGUAAAAUUAGUGUCUUCCACAAAAUCCAUAACUCAAACACAUUACUCUAGCCCUUCAAUUGCAACCGCACCUGUCACCGAAUUUUUGCACGAAAAUAGCUUGAAAAUUCAAAUUUCACCAACGUCAACUAUUGCAAUCAAAGAUGAAUGUCUAGCAUUAACGCCUCAACUUGAUCAUCCAGAUUACAAACAAUUACAAUUUACGAUAAAUAACACACAAUUUGUGCAAAACCAUGUGAUUGCUAAACUAUGUGAGUGUCCAGCACGUGUAAAACCUAUCCAAUUUGUAGAAUUUGGUUCAUUUCGAUCAGGACAUCGUUUACAAUGGUUGAACUUAUUAGCGAUGCUUGAAUUGGAUUCAUUGCCUAUUGCUGAAGAGAGUAUAGCAAUACUGAUAAUGCAUUCAAUUUUGCAGUAUGGACCUCUAGCAAUAGAUGGCAAGCGUUCCGAUAAUUCUUGGUGUUCGGAAGCUCAUGAGCAGUUAUUAGAAGAUAAUUUUAUCGAUGAGUUGACUGCAAGGUUAGAUCAUCGUUUAGAUGAUUGUGAACUAAAUUGGCAAAGCGAAUUAGUAUUAUUAGUAGUUACAAUGAUUACUAUGAGAAUGUUAACUAUUUGUAAUUCAACACGAGAAGAUAAAGUUGCUAGUUUAGCAAUAAAAUGUCGUAGAAUUGGCGAAAAAUGGGUUGACCUUAUUUCAGAAACUAUUAAAUUUACGUCUUCUCCAGAUUUUAAUGAAAUUGAAAAUCUUCGUUUAAAAAUGGUAACCAUUGGUAUCUCUUGUAUUUUAACAUUUUCAACUCAUUCAGAUCGAAUACACUGUUUAUUAUCGUCGAGUGAACAUGCCAUAUCUCUACUAAAAGCGGCAACUACUACUCAUGAUAAUAUAAUUCUAAACAAAAUUCAAUCUAAUAUAAGUUCAUUUGCAAGAAAUAUUAUGAGAUUUAGCGUACGUACAUUAGUGAUGGUGCAACCAAUAGUUGCCGAAUUUCUUCAAAAAAUUUCAUUUAAAAGUUUAAACGAUUUCUCUGCAAUAUAUUGGGCUGUCAUUAGAAGUAAAGGUACUAUGAAUGGGCAAUGGCAAAAACGAACAGAAGAUGUUUAUGAUGGUUGGUACGAUUGUCAAUAUGAUUCAAGAUAUAUAUCAAUUAAUUGUAUCACGGGAACCUUUUUAGUUGAUGGUAUGACUAUAGGAUUUUUACCUGAAAACAUUACAACUAAUGAGUUAUUUGUACGUGUAUUUGGUAAUCAUAUUUUUGAAGUACAGUUAGCUGAAUCACCUAAAACUUAUAUUACUAAGCAUACCUAUCAUGGUAAUGGAAAAGUUCAAUAUGAAUUUCAUGUGAAUGAUCGAACCAAGCACUUAAUAAUUACUGAACGACAUAUAACGACAAAUGAGAUUUUUCGACUGAUUCCACAUAGUCAUUUUCAAACUGAACUGCCCGAUAUUUUCGUCUCCAACCACAGUCAUUGGCUAAACGCAAGAAGUCAAAUAGUCGAAUUUCGACCUAUUCAUUUUAAAGAAGCUAAUUUUUUAGAUCACAAACCUUAUAUUCUAUCAUUAACAACGGGUUAUAUUGUUACGAACGAUAUGACUAAUGAGCAAAAAUUAGUUAAUCAAUCAUCGUCAUUUUUUGACACAUUAUUUAGUGAAUACUUCAUACGUUUGGAUAGCAAGCCCUAUAUUUAUAUGAUGGGCGAUUGUAGUUCUCGAUCGGAUAUUAUUAUUCAUAUUCAUUUAUCUCGUUUAGGAAUUGCUUUUAAAUAUAAUGGUACAACGAAAAUCAUAACCUCUCGUGAAUAUUCAGAUAUGUGCAUUGACCAAGAUCAAUGGUUAGGAACAUUGACAGGUUUGACAUCUAGCCUUCUUUUAUCACCAUUAUCAGUCAAGCAUUACAGAUUGGAGCAUUAUCCAUAUAGAAAAUUGAUUGUACCCUUUGGUACGAUUCUAAGCACGAGAGGUCAGCGCGAAACACACCAAACUGUUACCAUAGAUCGACCUUCUUCAAUGUCUUUUUCUCACCAAUACUUUGUUUUCACUUUGAAUGAUCGAUUAAAAAUACUUCAAUCGACAGAUAGUCCUACCGGAUGGCUUUAUUUAGCAUUGUUGCACGCAACGACAUCUCACCCUUUACCAGAUCACUAUACUGGAAUGACUGGAAUGGAAAGAGCCUUUCAGUUAUUAUAUUCAGCUGGUUGCUGGUCAGAUCAACCUUUUAAUGAACUAUCUUUAUAUAUUAUUGGACAAAUUGGAUCUAUUUCACCCAAAGUCAACUAUUAUCCUGAACAUCUCACUUGUAUGGAAAAAAUAGACUGGAAUUCCAACGGUAUACCCUAUUCGAUGCAACAUUUCGGAUAUUAUUUAAUAGCAAAAAAAUUAAUCGACAGUAGUCAACUAUUCAAUUUUAUGUAUCCACAAUUGAAGACAAAUGAGAUGCCGAAGAUUUUUCAAGGGAAAAUGCAUAAUGAAAUGUUAUUGAAGAAAUUAUAUUGGGAUUAUCGAGAUUCAUACAAUCCAACAGCUCGAUUAUCUGCAGAGAUGGAGACAGAUAUCUUACGGGCUACUUCGCCAGCACCUUAUCAUCAGACUUUGAAUAAUUGUUCGAAUAUCACUAACUAUAGUGCUGUUCGACUUGUGGAUGAUUUAUACAGUGAUGAAGAUGUAAACCUCACAGAUUGUUCGAAAGAAAAUUGGCUACCUUUGUCUCAAUGGUUGAUUAAAGGAAGUCAACUGAAAGCUCUUUGGGUCGGUUUAUUACAAUUGGCCGAUCGUUUUAAAAGAGAAGCCGCUGGAAAAAGUACAGAUGACAUUCAACGAUUUGAAUGUUUGUUAAAAUUUCUUCAUUAUAUUUCUGAUAGAUGUCAAAUAAAACCGUUUUAUUUGCAAAUGUUAAAGACAACAUUGAAAGUGUCUACAAUAUCGUUCGAAUUCCUAGCAUUUCCUUCUUUUAUUUUUUAUAAUAACAUCGAACAAAUUUCAAUAGUACAGGCGCUUAUCCCACGCGGUGAACGCUGUGACCUAUGCCAAAAGACUCUAGUUAUACCAGAAGUUGAAAGAUGUUGGAGAGAAAAUUGUGAAUAUCCAAAUGUUGAUGACAUAGCAACAUCCACUGAAAAAGAUACAAUCAACAAAUUAUUGAAAUCAUGGCGCUCUAACUUAAAACUUCGACUCUUUUUAGAAUCCGUGCAAAGUCUUAUUUGUUCUGUCCCAAUAGCACAAUUUGAUGUCAAGGUAUCUUGCACUCCUCAACAAUUUGUUCUUGAAUCAUUAACAGAUCAUUAUCGGAUACAAAUGAAAACUACAGGCGAACCAAUUAAUCCGGUACUUUUACAAAGCGCAGAGCAAAAAUUUUAUCAACUCAAUACAGAUCCUUUUAAUAAACCAAAUCAAUCCAUUAGAAAAACUAAUCUACAAAAUGCAUUCCCACAAGGAAUUUUUCCUUCUAUCAAAAAUCCAAAUAAUCCUCCAAAUGAAAUUACUGAUUAUUUUAGCAAACAACUAUCUGAAAGUUGGAAAAAACUACUAUCACACAAUGAAUAUGAAAAAGAAAAUCCUUCUAUUGAAGAAAUUAUUCAACUUCUCAAUUUAUUUCGAGAUGAAUCUGAAAAACUGUACAACGAAUUUUCCAAAUCUAUUAAAUUAUCUAAUGAACAAUUAUUUGAAACAGGUCUCCUGUUCAGAAUUACACCAACAGUUCUCGUACCACUACUUCUCGAAAAAUCUUCAGCAUUCGAAUUGACUAAGAAUCAAUGUACAUUACUUGGUGGCAUUAUUGUCAAUUGGACAUUAGAACAGCAAAUGGAAAGAAUAUUACAUUUCGCUAUUCAUGACAAACGGGAAGAUUUUAAAAACGAAAUCUCGCAUAUACCGCAUUCAAAUUGGAAACCAUCUGAACAUAUUACUUGGCUUGUCUUGGAAUUAGAAAUGAAUAUAACGAUUCGCGAAAUUCAAAUAAAAGUAGCAAACCAUAUGAUACAACCAAAUAUAAUAGGCGAUACUUCAACAGCACGAAAUAUCGUAAUGCAAAUGAAUAUGGGUGAAGGAAAAACAUCAGUCAUUUUACCCAUGUUAGCUGUCUAUUUAUCUUCAUCGAAUUUGAGUUUAGCUCGUAUUAUAGUACUUAAAUCGUUAUUUCCAACCAAUUAUCAAUCAUUACGAUAUAAAUUAGGUGGUUUACUUAAUCGACGCAUUUUUCCAUUUGCAUGCCGUCGUGAUAUGAACGUCAAGGAUCAACAAAUCAAUCAGAUUUUCGAACGUUUUAAACACGGACUAAGUAAAUGUGACAUUAUAUUAACUUCACCAGAGGAUAUUCUUUCGUUUGAUUUACUAACUAUUGAUAAAUGUCGUCGAAAUGAAUUCGAUACCGGUCGUUCUAUGUUAACAGUUCAACGAUGGUUAAAAAACUAUGCUCGCGAUGUAUUAGAUGAAUCUGAUGAAAUUUUACACGUUAAAUAUCAAUUAAUUUAUACUGUUGGUGGUCAACAACAAGUUGAUGCAGGUGAAGAGCGAUGGAAAACCAUUCAAUCAAUUCUUAACUUAGUUAAACAACACGCUGAAGAUGUAUCGAGAAUGUUCCAAGAGAAAACUUGUUAUAAAUCGCCUGAACGAAAAAGUGGAUUUCCACAAUUUCGUUUACAAGCUCAUGAACCGUUUCCAUUACUCUGUCAAAAAAUUGCAAGUGAUUGGAUCGACAGUAGAAAUUAUCGCUAUGCAGAUAAAGCAAUUAUUUCAUCGUUUAUUUUAGAAACAUAUUCAUCAAUUGAAAAUCUUGUUGAUAAAUUUCCACCUCUUGAUAUUCAAUUGUGCCUCAUUGUUCGUGGCUUGCUAUCAUCAGAAGUUUUAUUAGUAGCUUUCAAAAAAAGAUAUCGAGUUAAUUAUGGUGUCAAUCCAAAUCUUUCUUUUAAUCGUCUAAUGGCUGUACCGUUUCGUGCCAAGGAUGUUGUUGCCGACAGAACUGAGUUUGGCCAUCCAGAUGUUGCUUUAGUAUUAACGCAUCUCUCAUAUUAUUAUUCGGGCUUGAGCGAUUUACAAUUAUCACAAUGUUUCAAUAGGUUAAAUGACGAAGAAACUGAUCCUAGAUCCAUUUAUGACCAAUGGAUUUUAUAUGAAGGUGAAGAUGAUUUACCAACUUGUAUAGAACAAUGGAAUGGAGUUAAUUUAAAAGAUUUUGAACAACGAACUCGCUAUCUGUUUCCUACGUUUCGAUAUAAUAUGUUAGUGAUUAAUUAUUUUCUAAAUCAUUUUGUAUUUCCUCGAGAAGCAAAACAAUUUCCAUUUAAAUUAGUUUCUUCUGCUUGGGAUUUAUCUUCAUCAUUACGAUCAAAAAUUAUCACUGGAUUUAGUGGAACGAAUGAUACACAAUUAUUACUUCCUGUUCAUAUUCGUCAAUAUGAUUUACCAGAACUUCAAAAAACAGAUGCAAUUGUUGUUAAUAAUUUAUUACAACCUGAAAAUGAAAACUAUCAGCCUUUAUUAAUAAAUUCCACAUCAGAAAACAUUUUAAACAAAAUUAUCAACUACAAAGAAACUAUUAAUGUCAUUUUAGAUGUUGGAGCAUUAUUCAUCGACGGAACCAACCGAGAAAUUGCUGUGAAAUGGCUAAAUCUAUCCAAUAGAAACCAGAUCGAUUAUGUUGUUUACUUUGAUUGUGAUUCAAUAGUCGUUGGCGAUCGGCAAUCUCAUCAUUGUCCAUUUGUAACAUCACCUGCAAGUGAACGGUUGGAUCGUUGCAUAUUCUAUUUAGAUGAAAUUCAUACACGAGGAACUGAUUUCAAGUUUCCAGUAGGAUUUAAAGCCGCUGUAACCUUAGGAAAUGGUUUAACAAAAGAUCGAUUUGUUCAAGCAUGUAUGAGAAUGAGAAAAUUAGGAAAUGGUCAUUCAUUGACAUUUUGGAGUUCAUAUGAAGUUCAUCAACAAAUUAAAACUUUGAAAAGAAAUUCAAUUACUAUCGAACAUAAAAGAAGAAAAGGCGAUGAACCGAUUAAUUUGAUUGACAUCCUUCGAUGGGUCUAUGAAAAUACUCAACAAGCCACUUGGGAUGGAUUACAUCAUUGGGCUGCUCAAAGUUUAAACUUUCAACGAAAAGUUUCUGCAUUUCAACAUAUUAAUUGGAAUGAUAAUCAACAACAAUUUACGAAUUCAAUCAUGAGAGAUUUGUCUAAAGAAUGUUGUGAACCUGAAAUAAUAGAACUGACCAAGAUGUAUGGUGCUGCAAAAGAACUACAAACAUUAUUCGAAAUUCAUCACAAGCGAUAUGAACAUACUCAUCAUCAUCAUCAUCAUUUAUCGAAAGAAAUUAAAGAUGCAGUAUUAAAACGAUUAGAAGACUAUGGUGGAACAAAACAACGUUUAUCACAAUUGCUAGAUGAAGAACAGCAAAGAGAAUUAGAGCAAGAAUUAGAAGAAGAGCGUCAACAGGAGCGUCCACCAUCUGUCAAACCAUGUGAAUCUAUUCUACACAAGGAAAUUAAACGUUUGUGCGAUUUGCAUAGUGAUAUGGAUUUAACACAAUUUCCUAAUGUUUUUCGUCAUUUGCCAUAUGCAUUUACUGGUACAACUUUUCUUAGAGAGUGUCAAUCCGAAAAUUGGUCAAAGAAUAUUUGGGUUUCCACUGAAUUUCAACGUGUUAUUGAAACUAAAGGAGAAUCAUUAAAUCCAUUUUUACGUCCUCCACGAUGGAUCCUAGUAUACCGAAACAAACACUUAAUUUUUCUCAGUGCUCUUGAAGCCAAUUGGCUAAUUGGUCGUUUAAACUCUCUUUAUCACGAACAACAAUCCAACGAACCAUCAAUCACUACAUUACGCUUAUUAUUGCCUCGUAUAAAACGAGCUCAGUCUAUAUUCAUAAACACUCCAACUCUCACCAUUCCUCCAUCAAUUCAAGUCCCUAUACCACUCGAAUGGUUGGUUCAGUUAUUUAUCUUCAAUGGUACUCUUUAUUUUGAAACAGUUGAUGAACAAACACAGUAUUGUCGAUGUUUAAGUUUAUGUCCUAAACCUCGAACGAAACAAGAAGAAGAAGCAUUUGAAAGAGGUUGGAUUGCUGUCGAUAGCUUUGUGAGUAAUGCUGAACAUCGUCGUCAGCUGAAACUAGUUAAAGUUCAAUUUCCUCGCAAUCUACUACCAUUUGUGAAACAAAUGAUUGAAAAUCGAAAUAAUUUGCAUGCGCCAAUAUCAUCACAUAUCGGUAGUAUUAUCUUCAAUUCACUCAAACUCAUUUAA